Trichoderma reesei QM6a is the source of this 1119-nucleotide messenger RNA. RefSeq lists its product as uncharacterized. Gene Ontology annotation, molecular function: 5-methyltetrahydropteroyltriglutamate-homocysteine S-methyltransferase activity; zinc ion binding. The record is from RefSeq and is a predicted model, not a curated record. NCBI's taxonomy places the organism in Eukaryota, Fungi, Ascomycota, Sordariomycetes, Hypocreales, Hypocreaceae. The transcript is spliced from 10 exons. The coding region runs from base 1 to 1119 and encodes 372 amino acids.
AUGCCUAUCCCAACGGAAGUAGUCGGCUCUCUGCCUCGCCCAACAUACCUGCAACAAGCCUACGCCGACUACGACGCCGGCAAAAUCACCCACGAUGAGCUCGUCGCCGCCCAGAACAAGGCCGCCCAGGACUCCGUCCAGCGGAUGGAAGCCGCGGGAGAAACGUUUGUGACGGAUGGCGAGCAGCGUGCCAGUUCGACUCUAAAGGGCGCGGGUUUGCCGAGCAACUUUGCUGCCGAUGGACAAUUCUUUGCGAUAUUCGAAGAUGGCCACCACCGCCAGCUCCCACGGCUUGUCAAGGGUCCUUUCAAAUACGCAACGUAUGCAUGGCAGAACCUCCAAAAGUCCAAGCCGUACGCCUCCCACCCAAUGAAGCAGGCCGUCAUCGCGCCCAGCAUGAUGUACCUCUUGUAUCCUCUCCAAGGCGAGCUCGAAGGAUAUCCGCGGGACGAGUUUAUCAAGGACUUGAUCAACGAAUGCGAGAAGGAUAUUCGCGGAUGCUUUGAAGCAGGCGCAAAGCGAGUCUCCAUCGACUUCACCGAGGGCCGCCUCGCUCUCAAGCACGACCCCAAGAACCCCUGGACAAACGCCGACCUCCUCGAACGCUUCGUCCUCCUCAUUAACCAAGUCCUCGAACGCUUCACCCCCGACCAGCGAGCCAACAUUGGCCUGCACACCUGCCCCGGCGGCGACUGCGACUCGGUGCACUCCCUAGACGUGGACUACCACAAGCUACUCCCGUCCUUAUUCAAGAUCAACGCGGGAUACUUUCUGAUCCAGCUCUCCUCGGAAAAGAACCGCGAGGCAGUGUAUGAGUCGAUUGGACAGCAUAUCCGGAAAGACGCCAAUGGCGUCAAGCAGGUGGCCUUUAUCGGAGUCAUCAACACGCUCAAUCCCGCCGUCGAGACCCCCGAACAAGUCGCCGACCAGCUCGUUCUCGCAAGCAAAUACAUUCCCGUAGACCAGCUCGGCGCAACCGACGACUGCGGCUUCUCUCCCUUCUCCAUCGACGACAAGCCGAGCCACGGCAGCCCGGACUUUGCCAGGGACAUUGCCUUUCAGAAGAUUGCGAGCCGUGUCCAAGGCGCAAAGUUGGCCAGUGAGAAGUUGGGCGUAUAG